CGGACCUGCAGCCCCAGCCUGCCCUCUUCCUCGGCAAUGGUUCGACUGGCUGCCUGGUUGGUGGUUGCGCUUGUCGUAGCGUAGCAUGGCGAUGCCGGCACUGAAGAUGAUCGCCACCGCCAACAAGGACGAGUUCAUCCGCCUCUGUGCCAGCGGCCGCCUCAAGGAUGCGCUCCGGCGACCCUUCCGCGAGGUCCUCUGGUCGGACGCCGCGGGCCUUUUCUCCCACCUCUUCGGGGCUUGCCGCGCCCUCCUGCCUCUGCGCCAGCUCCACGCCUUCGCCAUCACGUCCGGUGCCGCCGCUGACCGCUUUACGGUGAACAACCUCAUGCUCGCCUACGCGGACCUGGGUGACCUCCCCGCCGCCCGUGAUCUGUUCGAGAGAAUUCCCAGGAGGAACGUCAUGUCCUGGAACAUUCUGUUCGGGGUUUACAUCAAGAACGGCGAUCUGGGAAGCGCGCGGAAGCUGUUCGACGAAAUGCCAGAGAGGAAUGUGGCGACUUGGAAUGCCAUGAUCGCUGGGCUCACCAACUUAGGCCUUGACGAGGAGAGCUUGGGGUUCUUCGUUGAUAUGAGGAGGGAGGGGAUGCAUCCCGAUGAGUUUGGCCUUGGCAGCGUGUUUCGGUGCUGUGCCGGUCUUAGAGAUGUUGUGACUGGGAGGCAGGUCCAUGCUUAUGUCAUGCGGUCUGGGCUGGACAGGGACAUGUGCGUUGGCAGCUCGUUAGCGCACAUGUACAUGAGAUGUGGGUGUCUACAAGAAGGAGAGGUUGUGCUCCGAAUGCUUCCAUUACUUAGCAUUGUAUCGUGCAAUACCGUAAUUGCUGGAAGGACGCAGAAUGGAGACUCAGAGGGAGCGCUAGAGUAUUUCUGCAUGAUGAGAGGUGUUGGUGUAGCUGCGAAUGCGGUCACAUUCGUGAGUGCUAUUAGUUCUUGCUCAGAUCUGGCAGCUCUUGCUCAAGGUCAACAAAUUCAUGCGCAGGUUGUCAAGGCUGGAGUCGACAAGGUUGUGCCGGUGAUGACUUGUCUUGUGCAUAUGUACUCUCGUUGUGGGUGCUUAGGUGACUCGGAAAGAGUUUUCUUUGGUUAUUGUGGAUCGGAUAUCUUCCUUCUCAGUGCAAUGAUCUCUGCUUAUGGUUUUCAUGGGCAUGGACAGAAGGUAAUGGAGCUGUUCAAACAGAUGAUGAAUGGAGGAGCAGAACCUAGUGAGGUCACUUUCUUGGCGGUGCUGUAUGCUUGCAGCCAUAGUGGUCUGAAAGAGGAGGGCAUGAAUUGCUUCGAUCUUAUGACUAAGACAUAUGGACUUCAGCCAAGUGUGAAACACUAUACUUGUAUUGUCGAUCUUCUUGGGCGAUCAGGUUGUCUGGAAGAAGCAGAGGCGCUCAUCUUGUCAAUGCCUGUGACUCCUGAUGGGGUCAUAUGGAAGACAUUGUUGUCUGCUUGUAAGACACAGAAGAAUUUUGACAUGGCAGAGCGGAUAGCAAAACGUGUCAUUGAGUUAGACCCUCAGGACUCUGCCUCUUAUGUUCUGCUAUCAAAUAUUCGAGCUACCAGCAGGAGAUGGGGGGAGGUCAGUGAGGUAAGAAAAACUAUGAGAGAGAAAUAUGUGAGGAAGGAGCCUGGUGUCAGCUGGGUGGAGCUCAAGGGUCAGAUACACCAAUUCUGCACAGGAGAUGAAUCUCAUCCAAGACAAAAGGAGAUUGACGAAUGUUUGGAAGAAAUGAUGGCCAAGAUUAGGCAGUGUGGGUAUUCACCAGACAUGAGCAUGGUGCUCCAUGAUAUGGAGGAUGAGGAGAAAGAAGUUAGUUUGUCUCACCACACUGAGAAGUUGGCAAUAGCAUUUGCUUUUCUGAGCUUACCUGAAGGAGUUCCUAUACGAGUAAUGAAGAAUCUACGUGUAUGUGAUGACUGCCACGUAGCUAUCAAGUUGAUGUCCCAGGUAACUGGUAGGGAGAUUGUGGUCAGAGAUGUAAGCAGAUUUCACCAUUUUAAAGAUGGUAGAUGCUCUUGUCGUGAUUAUUGGUGAUUCGGUCAAAAUUACUGUGGGAAUAACUUUUGCAUCUGCUGAGGGGAACAAGAUCCACAUACUUACCUGGUUUGUGAACAAUUUGAAGCAAUUUAGCACGUUGGUGCGCCAGCAGUCAAAAUUAAGGUUCAAUGGGUGCCAAACUACUGUUUACUAAUAACUCAGAUCAGCUAGUACGCACGCUUGAGGGAACUCUAAAGGGCGAAUAUGCUCAUUGGUGUUUGGUUGGCACUUCAGCCCUUGUCUAGUGGUCUAUGUACUUAGAGCAGGUACAAUAGCAGAUUAUAAGUCAUUAUAAAUAUAUUUUAAAGAGGUAAGAGAAGAGAGGGAAGAUUAGUGAGCUAUUAAUUUAUAGCCAGCUAUAGCACGAACUUCAAGACGUAGUGUGUGUAUGACAUAUGAGACUAUGUAUGAAUGUUUUGUAGGUAACUAUUGUAUGAAUUGCCAAAUUGGCUAUUAGAUUGACUACAGAUGAAUUGGAGCCAGUAGUUGGCUAUACUAUUAAACUUGCUCUUACAUAGCUGUCUUUUCCCAUACAAUGCAAUGCAGCAAUGCUAUUGCUAUGGGAGAACUUUGAUCGUUGUCGCCAGGAAUCUGCCUUCUUAACUUCUGAUCCAGCAGUGGGAGGUCAGGUCUUCACCACUUCACAGGACACAAAGGAUGAUGAAACUAAACCCAGCCUUAAACAAGGAUUGCCUAAAUGUGAGAUGAUAACAAGGUUUCAAAGUUGACCCUGAAUCCAGUAUUGUUCUAAUAGUUGAUGGUAAAAGCAAUGAUCAUGUUCCAUGGGGAUUCCAGUAUCAAACCCAUAAACGCACCGAAAUGGCCGACCAAUGAGACAAGUCUUGGAGCUGUCUGAAUCUCACUGCCUCCUUUUAUUGGCCACUUGCAAGCGGAACGUCAGGUCGGUCGUGCCUUCUCUCAUAAAUCUACUAUCUCUAAUUAGUAGAGUGAAAUAGAGUACUCACACAAAGCGAAAGAGCUACACCCGGAAAUGCAAGUAGGGUGCUCUCGCUUGUUAUACUAAUUCAGUACCCUUUUAUUUCGCAAAUUCAUCAAAGACCUUCGAGUUCAAGAUAUAUUCACCCAUCUCUCUUCUCUUGUAAAACUUGAGUUUGUUGUCAUACUCAAUAAUUUUUUGCUUAACCGUGUCUUGAGAUGAAGAAAAAUUCUACUAGCCACAAGAAACCACAGUAAGCUCUGGACCAUUUAUUGAACGCAGUUGGAU
Oryza brachyantha (malo sina) is the source of this 3251-nucleotide messenger RNA. RefSeq names its product pentatricopeptide repeat-containing protein At2g41080. The record is from RefSeq and is a predicted model, not a curated record. Bases 86 to 2023 code for a protein of 645 amino acids. Lineage: Eukaryota; Viridiplantae; Streptophyta; Magnoliopsida; Poales; Poaceae. Gene Ontology annotation, biological process: RNA modification. Gene Ontology annotation, molecular function: protein binding; zinc ion binding; RNA binding. The transcript has 2 exons.